CGGAAUCUGACUUUCCUUACACUAAGAAAUUCUUCGGUUCACCGCCCUAAAGCCUUCUGUUGGCCAUUUAGCUCGACCAGGGAUUUCCGGAAACCCAUCUGGCUAAUCGAGGGGAAUCAGCUUGCCGAGCAGAUCAGCAGCUCAUGCCGGUACUACAACCACGGCCUCUUCCUUCAGGAGGGGCUGCAGUUGCUCCCUCAAAACCCGCUACGACUCCCUUACAGAAGAUAGAACGACAGUAUCGGAAAUUUUUGGCCAAGCGAUAUAUGACCCUUAUGAGCCGAGUCGCUUUAUGGAUAGCUGUACUUCUCUCGUUAUUCUCAGCUUUUGUUUCAGGUGACAUAUCGAAAGUGCCUUUUGCGGUCCUCUCCAGUUUUCCAGUGUUCUUAUCUCUUGCUUUUCUCUUGAGAGUUAGAAAGAGCUUCAUAACACAGCCUUAUCGGCCGUCGCCACGCUCUUCACUUAUUGGUCUUAUCGUCUCCUCGUUCUGGAACCAGCGCGUGAUCACUUUACUAUUUAGCUACGCAGUCUUCAGCAUUACCAUAACAAAUGUUUGGUUUACGCUCUUGGGUAGAGAGGAUAUGACACUGUUCAAUUCAACCCCGCGACAUCCCUGGCAAUUGAAUGAAAGCCGUUUUAUCCUUACCGCUUCGAAUGCUUGCCUCUUUUUGGUCGCUGCCGCCCGUGAUAUCCUCAAUGACAACCUUAAAGCCGACUGGCCUCGAGAAAGGAAACCAUUUGCUCAAGCUGUCAAAAUCGCUCUUUUCGACAACGUUUGGGGAUCUAGUAGGAUUGGAUUCACUUUCCUGUGGUCUAUUUCGACACCUUUUGCAUACUGCUGGCUGGGCUUGAGAAGUUUCAUUUGGCAAUGGGUCAAUUGGAGAUUGUGGGGAGUGGCUGUGCGGCCUUUCUUGGGAAGUUUUGCGCGCUCUACGUCCAAGACACCUGGUCCAUGGGCGUUGCUCGGACCAAUGCUCACUCUCAACAUGCUCACUCUCCUCGCGUUGCAAUUCCCCGUCAAGGGUCUGGCAGCCUACACUACUCAGCCAAUCCACUUUGACGAAUUUUACAAAAAGAGUCCAUUGAGCCUUGAAAUAUACCUCAUUACAGCUCUCAAAUCUCAAGAUCCUUACUACUUGCAAUUCACUUUGAUGGAACUUCUGCGGGUGGUUAGCAUCCCUCGACACCGCAAGAUAUUCUUCGAUGACAUUUCAAAAUCGCCUAGUUUGAUUAGCCAACUCUGUCAAGAACUACUUCUCCAAUUCGGAAAGGUUCACAAUGUCCUGGUUAACCGGGGGGUCACAAUCCAGCCCCAGAAUACAAAGUCUUCGCCCGUCGCUGCUAGUGGCAUAUCCACUGCGCACGAUGAAAGAAAAAUUUCUAUUCGUCAAGCCGACAUCUUCAGACCUUUAGCCAAGCCUAAAUCGACAUUCAACCUAAAGAGCAUACUUGAUGGCCCCAUUCAAGCGACUGCUCCUUCCCCUGUCGUCAAACUUGGCCAAGCUGGCACUUUGGCCAUAAAACAUGUUGAGAGUGUCCAAGAUAGGGUGGUCGGACGGAUUGAAGGGAAUCCAGUCGGAGGUGCCAUCGUCAGUGAAGCAAAGGGUGCCAGGAAAGGUGUGAAUGAGUGGGCAGGGAAGGAGUGGGGGAGAAGGUCUGUGAGGUCUGUUUUGGGGGAAGUACUCGUUGCCCAACGAGUUAUUGAGAUCCUAGUUAUCCUUUCAAUCGCCUCAAUUGAGGAGGAUACCUAUGGAAACGUCCAACAAGUGUUACCUGCUAUUUUGGAAGCCAUUGUCAGGUUCCGUGAAGCAAUUUUUGCACUUGAGGUUCAGCUGCUAGCCCAGACUAGAUUACUUGGUCCUGCUCAAAGUGGUGCAAUGGACGAGGUGAAGAAGGACCUUUAUGUAGCCAUUGGUUCGUGUGACAAAGCAGUGAAAAGAAUAGCGGACACUUUCGGACAGAGCCUUUCAUCUUUCAGAUUCCCUCCUUCCGUCGCUUAUGGUUUGGGUGAGAUUUGUAAAGGUUAAUCCUCUGCAACAACUCGAAUUAAAUUAGUCCAGACAGUAAAGGCGUACGGCAUAUGCAAUAACAUUACACAUGG
Cryptococcus deneoformans JEC21 is the source of this 2101-nucleotide messenger RNA. Its product is annotated as expressed protein. The transcript has 12 exons. Lineage: Eukaryota; Fungi; Basidiomycota; Tremellomycetes; Tremellales; Cryptococcaceae. Bases 144 to 2027 code for a protein of 627 amino acids. Gene Ontology annotation, molecular function: protein-macromolecule adaptor activity. Gene Ontology annotation, cellular component: spindle pole body; nuclear pore transmembrane ring. The record is from RefSeq and is a predicted model, not a curated record. Gene Ontology annotation, biological process: spindle pole body localization; nuclear pore organization.